GGACACGUGUCCCCACCCCUCCCCUGUCGCUGCGCGUGGGCCCGGCUUGUCAGUGACCGACCGGGUACGGACGACGCGGAGUAGUUUCGUACUGGACUCCUCCGAGCGGCGCUCGCUGCUACGCCUCUCUCUCUCUCUCCUCGCCGCUCGCCGCCAUUGCUCGCCGCGGCGAGAGCACGCGAGGUCACGAGGAGGAGAAGAAAAAGCGGAAUCGAGAAGCUACCAAACGCGAGCGGAGAUGGGGUUACCUACUGCUGCUGCGCCCGCGUGCUGCUUCCCCUCCACUUCGUCGUCGUCCCCGCGGCUACUGCUCCUCCCGCUCCAACCACCACCACCACAGCCGCCGCGGCGACGGCGGCGGCUUGUUUCCCCCGGGGUUUGCUUCGGUUCUCCGCUGCCGCUGCACGCCCGCUUCCACUGGCCCCACGCGGUGGCAUCCUCCUCCAUGCGCCGCCGCGGGCGGCGACGCAGGGCCACGGCCCCUCCCGCCGCGGCAGCCGCAGGGGAGGCCACCGGCGACGGCGGCGGCUCUGGUCCCGGCGCCGAGGAUAAGAGAGUUGAAACGGACCUCAAAACACUUGCUAGAAGAUUUUGGAAAGUUGCUGCCCCUUACUGGUGGUCAGAAGAUAAAGUGCAAGCGAGGCUGAGGCUUGCUGCAGUAUUUGCUCUUACAUUAGCAACUACUGGAAUUAGUGUUGGAUUUAACUUUCUGGGUCGUGACUUCUACAAUGCCCUUGCUGACAAGGACCAGGAACAAUUUACCAAGCAACUGCUGUAUUACUUGGGAGGUUUUGCUGUAGGAAUACCGUUCUUUGUCUUGAGAGACUAUGCAAGGGAGACCCUUUCUUUAAGAUGGCGAUCUUGGAUGACAAGUUAUUACAUGAAGCGCUACUUUAAAAAUAGAACUUUCUAUAAGAUUCAAUCUCAAUCACUAAUUGAUAACCCGGAUCAACGGAUCAAUGAUGAUCUCAGUGCAUUCACUGGAACCGCGCUUGCAUUUUCUCUGACAUUUUUAAAUGCUGCCGUGGACUUGAUAUCAUUCAGUAACAUCCUUUAUGGGAUCUAUCCACCAUUAUUCAUUGUUCUUAUUGUCUACUCCCUUGGGGGCACUGGAAUUAGUAUCUUCCUUGGUAAAAAUUUGGUCAACUUGAACUUCAUGCAAGAAAAGAAAGAAGCAGAUUUUCGUUAUGGACUUGUCCGAGUUAGAGAAAAUGCUGAAUCAAUUGCUUUUUAUGGCGGUGAAGAAAAUGAAUUGCAACUUUUGUUGGAUCGAUUCAGGAGGGCUUUUGAAAACCUUAGCGAAUUGCUAAUAGCAUCUCGUAAUCUGGAGUUUUUCACCAAUGGCUACCGUUAUUUAAUCCAGAUCCUGCCAGCUGCAGUUGUUGCUCCGAUGUACUUCUCAGGAAAAAUUGAAUUUGGAGUAAUAAAUCAAUCAGUGUCUGCUUUCAAUCAUAUCCUUAGUGAUUUUUCUCUCAUUGUGUUCCAGUUUCAGUCAAUUAGUGCAUUCUCGGCGGUUAUUGAUCGUCUAGGUGAAUUUGAUGAUCUGUUGGAUGGAAAUGGUUCAUCUUUAUCCAAGCCUGAUAACAUUGAUGGGAUCAACAUAAUUUUCAAGAGCACUGGUCCUACUGUACUGAGUUCCAAUGGAUCACCGACACAAUCUAAUCCAUCCAUGGUUCUUGAGAUUUGUAAUUUGACAUUAUUAACACCCAGGAGUGGAAACAUUCUUAUUACUGACCUCACUAUGGAACUCAAAGAAAAGGACCACCUACUGGUAAUGGGGCCCAGUGGAAGUGGGAAAACCUCUUUGUUACGUGCUUUGGCUGGCCUUUGGACCAGUGGUACUGGGGACAUCAUAUACCAUGUGAGAGGUUCCAUGGAGCUUCAAACAUCAAAUUCAGGUCCUGAUGAGCCAUCCAACAUACAGUCAAACGGUGAAGAACUGCUACAAAGUUCAAAGCAGAGAAGGGAUAAUGGUAUAUUCUUUGUUCCACAGAGACCAUAUAUGGUUUUGGGAACCCUUCGUCAGCAAUUGCUCUAUCCUACAUGGACUGAAGAUGUUUGUCAUUCAUCAAAUAAUGAUCCUCAAAGUACAGACCCUCUUACCUUUGAAGUCUCCACAUCAGAUGGAGUUGGUUCCAAGUCUGAGAUGCCCACAACUGAUGAACUGAUCAGAGUACUUGAGGCUGUUAAGUUAGGCUAUAUAUUGCCUCGUUUCAAUGGUUUGGAUUCUAUGCAUGAUUGGGCCAGCGUUCUCUCUCUGGGGGAGCAACAGCGUCUUGCAUUUGCUCGGUUGUUACUUGCAAAACCAACUUUAGUCCUCCUUGAUGAGUCCACAAGUGCACUAGAUGAUAUGAAUGAGCGUCAUCUAUACAGUCAGAUUGAAGCUGCAGGGAUUACUUACAUAAGCAUUGGUCACCGGAAAACACUGCACAAGUUCCACAACAAGGUCUUGUACAUUUCAAAUUCCGAUUCAACGGAUAGCAACCCACGUAAUUGGUACCUAAAGCCCACAGAACAGAUGUCGAUUGAAGAGUCAUCCUCAUUUGCUUCAUAAGAAUUUCAUGAUUUGAGCAACAUUUGCCCCUGAGCAGUUUUGUCGCAAGAUUUCACCCAUACGUGAAGUGUAUGGUGCCCAGCCAAGUACCCAAAAUAUGUCAUGCUGAUUGUUCUAAAGAUGUGAUGCUUGAGUAGUUGAGUUGUAUGACCAAAAUUGCUAGUAUGCUACAAACCAACUCGAGGCGUGGCACAGAUUUUAGCACCUAAAGGUUGAAAGGGAAGCUCAUCUGUUCUUGGAUCGUUAUACCACGAAGUUCAGAAUGAACAUCAUAUGUAGAUAUGCAGUCCUCUGAUCUUUUUGAGUUUCUUUUAGAAAUGACGACGGAAUAUCUGAAACUGUCUCUUUGUUAUUACGUGUGUGGUGUGUCCUUGUAACUAUACUGGGAAUUACAGCUCUUAUAUACAUGCAGUGUGUGCAGACUCCGACCAAA
This is a messenger RNA of Oryza sativa Japonica Group (Japanese rice), 2987 nucleotides long. RefSeq names its product ABC transporter D family member 2, chloroplastic. Lineage: Eukaryota; Viridiplantae; Streptophyta; Magnoliopsida; Poales; Poaceae. Gene Ontology annotation, biological process: transmembrane transport. The record is from RefSeq and is a predicted model, not a curated record. Gene Ontology annotation, cellular component: membrane. Gene Ontology annotation, molecular function: ATP hydrolysis activity; ABC-type transporter activity; ATP binding.